This is a messenger RNA of Ipomoea nil (Japanese morning glory), 1107 nucleotides long. RefSeq names its product protein FAR1-RELATED SEQUENCE 7-like. Gene Ontology annotation, biological process: regulation of DNA-templated transcription. Lineage: Eukaryota; Viridiplantae; Streptophyta; Magnoliopsida; Solanales; Convolvulaceae. Gene Ontology annotation, molecular function: zinc ion binding. Bases 1 to 1107 code for a protein of 368 amino acids. The transcript has 3 exons. The record is from RefSeq and is a predicted model, not a curated record.
AUGAAGAAUAGUGGUGUUGCAUUGGCGGAUGGUAUGAGGUUUUUGAAACAUCAGUCAUGGGGUUCUCCAUUGGUUGGCUUUACCAACCGCGAUGCUUACAAUUCGAUGGCUUCUGUGAGUUUGAAGUGUUUGGAUGGAACUGAUUCCAAUUCUUUGAUUGAAAUAUUCAGGAGGAGGAUGGUUACAAAAUAUAAUUGUCAUAAGAAUACAUGGCUAGAGAAGCUUUAUGACUGUAGGGAGAAGUGGUGUCCAGCGUUCAACAAGGAUUAUUUCUUCGGGGGUAUUUUAUCUUCGCAAAGGAGUGAAAGCACAAAUCAUUCAAUUUCUAGGAGGUUGUCCAAGACUGCUGGUUUAUGUGAUUUUUAUUCAUCCUUUGUGAGUGUUAUUUCUGAAUGGAGAAGUAAGGAAAAUGGUGAGGAUUUCCGGUGUUCUCAAGGAGUACCCGCCAUGAUGAUGGAUCAUGUGAAACUCCUUUCACAUGCUAGAGAGUGCAAGUAUCACGUGUGGCGACCAGACAUAGAUAUCAUAAGGCAUGAAGUAACUUUUAAGCCAAUCAAUUUGGAUAUAUGCUGUAGUUGCAAGCUGUUUUCAGAAUUGGGAAUACUUUGCUGCCACUGCUUACGUAUACUUCAUGUGCACUGUGUUUCCAGUAUUCCCGAUAAAUACAUUCUAAAAAGAUGGACUAAAAAGGUUGUUGAGGGUAGAAAUGUGGACAUUGCAUCCGUGUUUUAUAAUGGUGGUGUCCCUUCUUCAAUUUGGGCUGUUGAGAUUAGUAGGAAAUUUCAAAGGCUUAUUGUUUGUAGCCAAGAUAACAGUGUUGCUAGACAAUUCUGUGAUGAAGCUGUUGGGAAUGCAAGGAAAAACAUUGAAGCUGAGAUUGGGGAUGUGAAUAUUGAGGAGGGUGCUGUGUCUUCGUCAAGUGGUAUUGUCCAAGACCCUUCAAGCCGGAGGAGUAAAGGUGUGAGAAAUAAAAGGAGUAGUAGUGUUAUUGAGAAGAAGUACAAUGCAGCAAGGGGGAGAAAGAGUGCUGCAAACAAGCUUGCUUCAAUUACAAAGGGCUCUGUCCAAUCAUUUGGUCUUGGAAAAUAUUUCAGAGAUUGCUCGUGA